AUGGCGUCUGGCAAACAAGCCGCGACGGGCAACCCCGGCGACGAGUUCCCAAUUCUGUGCGAGACGUGUCUGGGUCCGAACCCGUACAUCCGCAUGACGCGCCACGCGUGGGGAAACGCGUGCAAGGUGUGCGAGCGGCCGUUCACGUCGUUCCGGUGGCGGCCGGCGGGGCAGGGCACGCGGCCCAAGAAGACGGAGGUGUGCCAAACGUGCGCGCGCGCGAAGAACGUGUGCCAGACGUGCCUGCUGGAUCUGCAGUACGGGCUGCCGGUGCAGGUGCGCGACGCCAGCCUGGCGCCGGGCGACCGGCAGCGCGCCGUCGUGCCGCAGAGCGACGGCACGCGCGAGUACGCCGCCGCGCAGUCGGAACGCGCCAUCGCCACCGGCAUCGUCGACCGCGUCUACGCCGCGCCCACCGUCAACUCCAUCGCGGAGCGCGCGAAGAGGACCGCGCCCAAGUACGAGCGCAACCGCGCGCGCGUGUGCUCCUUCUUCCUGAAGGGCACCUGCACCAGAGGCCUGUACUGCCCGUACAGACAUGAGAAGCCCGAGAAGGACGAGGAGAGCGGCAUGGCCGAGCAAAACAUUCGCGACCGCUACUACGGCGUGAAUGACCCCGUGGCCGCCAAGAUUUUCGGCAACCUAGGCAUGUCUGCGGACGGCAAGCAGGCGGUGGUGUCGAAGAGGGGCGGCGGGGCUGCUGCGCCGCCGGUGCCGGAGGAUGGGAGUGUCAAGAGCCUGUUCAUCGGGGGCGUGAAGCCGGGCGUGGAUGAGGAGAGCUUGAGACAGCUGUUUUCGGGGUGCGCACGCCUUUCCCGCAUGUCCGUGCUCACGAGUCGGGGAAUCGCAUUUGUGGACUUUGCAGACCGAGCCGCGGCUGAGGAAGCGAUGCAAAGAGUGCACGGGGCGCAGGACGUGAAUGGGUGCAGAGUAUUCGUGAAUUGGGCGCGCGGGAGCACCAACAAACGAGCUCGCGUUCCUGACCCGUCCCAGCACCUCGACGCGUCACGCGAUGGCGGCAAGGGCGGCGGGCAUGGCCUUCAACCCGCCGCCCUUUCGGCGGCCGAGGAUUACACGGUCAAACGACAGCGGGCGGAGCCGGCAGCAACGGCGCCACGGUCAGCUGCAGACGCUGCGCACAGACCCGUGAGACCGGCACACACGCCCCCCCAGGAUGCAGCCAAGACUAUAGUGUUGGGGAAAGUGUCCUCCUUCCCUAGGCCGACCGCGUCUGCAAUACGGGACAAAAGCGCUCUACCACCAGCCAUAGCUUACACCAGCCAGAAUCCGUCUCAGCUUGGAAGUGUCGUGCGAAGAAAGUAG
Chondrus crispus (carragheen) is the source of this 1323-nucleotide messenger RNA. RefSeq lists its product as hypothetical. The transcript has a single exon. NCBI's taxonomy places the organism in Eukaryota, Rhodophyta, Florideophyceae, Gigartinales, Gigartinaceae. Gene Ontology annotation, molecular function: pre-mRNA binding; metal ion binding; U6 snRNA binding. The coding region runs from base 1 to 1323 and encodes 440 amino acids. The record is from RefSeq and is a predicted model, not a curated record. Gene Ontology annotation, cellular component: U2-type catalytic step 2 spliceosome; U2-type catalytic step 1 spliceosome; Prp19 complex.